GACGACAUGGAACGGAACACACGGCGGCGCGUAAGACGCAGACGCUUCAUGAUUCCGCUCCGUUCUACAGUUCAUUGAACCACUAAAGCUCCUUCAAUCACUGGAACAGAGAGCCAAUUGUCAUUCAGGUCCAUGAUCUGUAGCCCUGGGCAACUCUAGAGCAGGAUGGUUAGAGUGCCAUAGUCAUAGUGAGGUUGUCCGCCUAAAACUAGAUCUGGUUCAGGACAUGCUGGAUGGCAGUUAAUGGCCAUGACUUGAGAGCCUUCUUCAAGUUCCUCUUGAAAUUCAUUGAUGGAGGCAUUUCUUGAAAUCUUAAAGAUAGUUGGAAAUUAUGUAGACUGCCACAGAAAACUUGAAGAAGAUCUGAAUGAGUUCAGAAGCGAAUUUCAGGUUUUAAAGAGGAGAAGAAUUGACGUUAAAUCAAGAAUACAAGCAGAGGUUCACUCGGGGCAAGUGGUCAAACAAGAAGUGAGGGGCUGGCUUAACGAUGUUCGAAAGAUCGAAAAAGACAAACAAGAUGUUGAAGAAAGGGCACGCAGAGUUCCAUACCUCAAACGUGCCAGUCUUGAUAAACUUGUGCGUGCAAAAGUUGAAGUGGUGAGGAGAACUCAAGAGAGGGGCAUUUUCAAUGAAGGCCUUGUGAUUGAGAGAGCUCCAGCUCGUGGACUCAUAAUUCCAACAGAGAAUUUAGUGGGUGAAAUUUCUACUAAAGAUGUAAUUUGGGAGUACUUGAUGGGUGAUGAGGUUGGAAUGAUUGGAGUUUGUGGGAUUGGUGGAGUUGGAAAGACUACGAUCAUGAAGAAUCUCUACAAUGAUUUACAGAGGGAGACUAGAUUUGAGAAAGUGAUCUGGGUUACUGUGUCACAUCCUCUCAAUGUUUUUGAAUUACAAAAGAAGAUUGCUGGUGCUAUGGGCGAAAGACUUCCAGAAGAUGAAGAAGUGAUGAUGAGAGCCGCAGCACUAAUGGAUAAAAUGAGAAGAGUAAAGUUUGUGCUAAUAUUAGAUGAUGUAUGGGAAAAGUUCUCUCUUAAGGAUGUUGGAAUUCCAGAGCCAAGGAUGAAAAAUGGGUGCAAAGUAGUUAUCACUAGUAGAUUAGCAGAUGUUUGCAGUUAUUUAGAUUGUAAGAUUGUUAAAGUGCAGCCUCUUUCACAAGAGGAGUCUUUAACUCUAUUCCUCAACAAGGUUGGACAUGAUGUUUUACAAAUUUCUGGGUUGGAAGAAAUCUUGAAGCUUAUUGUGAAUGAGUGUGCUGGUUUGCCACUCGCUAUUGUUGUAAUAGCAGGAAGCAUGAAAGGAGUGGACGAUAUUAUUGUGUGGAGAAAUGCCCUAACAGAGUUACAAGAAGGUGUUAAGAGUGUGAAAGGUUCAGAUGAUGAGAUAUUUUUGCGGUUAAAAUUUAGUUUUGACCGUCUAAAAAGUUUGGAAAUCCAAAAAUGUUUUCUAUAUUGCUCCUUGUUUCGAGAAGAUUUUGAGCUUUUUAGAAAGGAAUUGAUAGAAGAUUGGAUUGAUGAAGGACUGAUUGAUGAGUUGGGAAGUAGACAAGCAGCUUAUGAUAGGGGCCAUGCUAUUUUAAAUAGUCUUCAACAGAAUUUCUUGUUAGAGGAAUGUGUUGACUUCUUUCCUAGGGAUAGAGUUAAGAUGCAUGAUGUUGUGAGAGACAUGGCUAUCAACUGCAUUGGUCCUGGAUUUGGAUAUAUGGUAAAAGCUGGUAUGAAAUUGAUAGAGGUACCAAAUGAGAGAAAGUGGGUAAGAGAUCUUGAGAAGUUGUCAGAGAUUCCAAGUUCCGUUUUUGAAGAUAUGGUUAGCCUUAAGGUUCUUGAUCUUUCUAAAACUGGUAUUGAAGCUUUACCUGAUUCCAUCUCUAAUUUGGGGAAUCUUUCUGCAUUGCGGUUGAGGGAUUGCCGGCGGUUAUUGUACUUGCCUUCCUUAGUGGAGCUUAGGGCAUUGAAGAAGUUGGAUCUGCAUAGGGCAGGGAUUGAAGUGGUUCCUCAAGGCUUGGAGAUGUUGGUGAGUCUUGAAUAUCUUGAUUUAUUUUGUCGAAAUCUGAAAGAGAUUCCAGCGGGAAUACUGCCUAAACUUUUCAGUCUCCAGUACUUGGUUGUAUAUCUAAGUAGCGGAAUUACUAAAAGGAUAAAUUUAGAAAAUGUUGAUAGAUUGAGCAAGUUGGAAAGUUUGGCAUGUAGAAUGGAGGGCAUACAAGACUUCCACUAUCUUGUCAAUAAGUCUAAGGAUUUUGAAAGUCUUACGACUUAUGAUCUUCAACUGACAACAAAUAAACAAGACUUCACAGAAUAUAAAUUUAGUGAAGAAUAUCAACGUAAGGUUUUAAUUGUUGAGUGUGAGAUUGAAGAAGAAUGCAUAUUGCUUCCAGAUAAGCUUGAGUAUUUGUGGAUCAAACAUUGUAAAAACAUGAAAAACAUGAGAUGCAGCUUUAACAAAACAGUUCUGUUAGAAAAUGCAACUGAGUUGAGAAGGUGUUAUAUUGAUGAUUUUAAAGGGAUAGAGUGCAUGGUUGAGUUGGACUCAUCUUCCCUCUCAUCGUGUUAUUCAGUACUGGAUAAGCUUGAAGAGUUGACGCUUCAGCACUUACCUAACUUGAGUGUACUUGUGAGAGUGGAAGGAGUAGCAACACCAUCGCACAUCUUUUCCAAUCUUAAAAUUCUUGGAAUAAACAGUUGUUCAGGAAUGAGGAAGUUGUUUCCACUUGAGCUACUACAUGCCUUCCAAAACUUAGAGGAGAUUGGUGUUUACAACUGCGAACAAUUGGAGGAGAUAAUAGCAACAACAGAUUCAGAUGCAUCAUCUGAUAAAUUCACUUUUCCCAAGUUAAGGGAAUUGAAAUUGUUUUGUUUAAACCAAUUAACGAGCAUCUGCAGUGCAAAAGAAGUUAUGGUUUGUGAUUCUAUUGAAGUUAUUGAAAUAAUUAAAUGUCCAAAGUUAAAGAGGAUCCCUUUACAGCUUCCUCUCCUUGAUAAUGGCCAGCCAUCUCCUCCUCCUUGUCUCAGAGAAAUCAAGAUAGAUGAUGAGUCAAAAGAACGGUGGGGAUCAGUGGUGGAGUGGGAUCAUCCUAACGCUAAGAACAUACUCCAACCUUUCUUGGAAUUUAGUCCACCUCAUAAAUGGGGAUAAAUGUAAAUAAGUCAUGUGUGAGCCCAAUAACACGUGCCAAUAAAUCCCCUUCUUUCAGUACUCCACAACAGGAACAAACUAUCAACAAAGCCAAAAAUGUGUAUGCUGUGGGAACCUAUGUAGUGCGGAGGAGAUGAGAUUGAGAUUGAGAUGCAUCCACCCUUCAUCAUCUGCUCUCCUGUGCUAUCUCAUAAACUCCAACUAUGAUCUUUCUCAUGCAAAGGCAACUUCUCUAGUCGGAACAGCAAAGCAAAAGAAAACGGGACUGGACUCACCCAUUGCCAGUAGUCUUUGAUUUCAUUGACAACAAUGUUAGAUUUUCCCUUUUUUUUUUUACCAAUUUAUGUCUUUUUUUAAUUGUAUUGGAUGAACUUGGUUUUGUUUCUUUUGGUAAUUUGUAUAUGUUGUAAGAUGUUAAGCAUGAUAUGUAAUGGGAUUUCUACUCUUGUUUCUUUGGUGCUUCAUUGCUUCAUAUACUCAAUCUGUUAUCAAUUUGAAAUCUUAAAUUCUUGUAAUAUGUAACUUUCAUAUUUGCUUUGUUGACUUGACCACUGAAAAACACUU
Messenger RNA from Rubroshorea leprosula, 3693 nucleotides. The record is from the annotation of a GenBank genome assembly. Lineage: Eukaryota; Viridiplantae; Streptophyta; Magnoliopsida; Malvales; Dipterocarpaceae.